Molecule: messenger RNA, 1791 nt
Organism: Cladophialophora psammophila CBS 110553
Lineage: Eukaryota; Fungi; Ascomycota; Eurotiomycetes; Chaetothyriales; Herpotrichiellaceae
Exons: 1
Coding region: 1-1791 (596 amino acids)
Biological process (GO): mitochondrial respiratory chain complex III assembly
Cellular component (GO): mitochondrial inner membrane
Source: RefSeq, a predicted model, not a curated record
AUGUCUUCAAGGAGUUUGCCCGCUUCCGCUGUCCGCACCUUUGCUCGUUCGCGACGAGUGCCUCUCUCGCAACUCAGAUCUCGGGUGUCGUUCUCGAAGGCAAGACGCAUUUCCCACAAGGCCUCAGACUAUGCUGCUACUCACCAGGCAUGGAAGAGACAGUCCGCCGUCAUAAUUGCUGCAGCAGCCACCGUUGCUUUAGUCUACACAACCACCCAGUUUCGCGCCGUCCAAGCAGAAGCUCCUCCCUCAGAUGCCCAAGAGAUCGUAAUCGAAAAAUCUAAGAAGAGAAAGGGUGCUUCAAAAGAAGAGAACAGGGAUCUCAUCAGCUCUCAGCAUCUUCAAGUCAAGAAGAGCUGGGAGAAUCCUGGGGUAUAUGCUUGGGGAUCAAAUACCGGCCGGGUUGUGGCCCCAGGGUCAGAUGAGGCAUAUGUCAAGACGCCGCGACGAUUGAGCUGGUUUGAUGAUAUCCUGCUCCGAGAUCUUAAGAUUGACAGGGAUUUUGGUGCAGCAGUCCUGGAGAAUGGAGACUUGGUGCAAUGGGGCAAUGCAUAUUCGGAAGACGUAAGGCAGCCGACGGCCACUCUGACGGGCAAGAAUUUGACGUCCAUUGCAAUAUCGAAAGAUCGCAUUAUCGGUCUGGACAAAAACGGAACCGUAUAUUCGAUCCCAGUCUCCAAGGCGGAUCAGGAAAGCGGGCACAAACAGAGCGAUAGUUCUUGGAUUCCUUUCUGGAAUUCGAAGUCGUCAAUCAGCUACAGAAAGCUUGAACCUCGGAAUUUGGGAGUGGGAGAACGAGUCAUCGCCAUCAGCGGCGGCCUUGAACACGUCCUCCUACUCACAAACUCGGGACGGGUCUUCUCUGCCGCUUCGGGAACGGAGGACUUCCCUAGUCGUGGACAACUGGGCGUUCCGGGAGUGACAUGGCUCACUCGUCCUGAAGGCCGAUAUGACAUGUGCCACGAACUAACGACUCUGAAGGGCUUCGAGAUAACUAAGCUUGCCUCUGGAGACCACCACUCCCUUGUGCUCGACAAAGAAGGCCGUGUCUUUGCUUUCGGUGACAACUCCUCGGGCCAACUUGGCUUCGACUUCAACCCGGAAGCCGCCAUCGUCGACACGCCUUCUCUCCUGCCUACCACUCGUCUCUAUCAAGGCACCAAUCAAUCCUCCAAAGUCACGUCCAUUGCUGCUGGCGGCUCAAACAGUUUUUUUACAAUCGACGCGACCCGCAUCGCUGGCCAGGAUGAAGAUCCCAACUCAAUCUCAACCUUGGGGAAAGUCACGGCCGAUACAUGGGCUUGCGGACUGGGCAUUAGGGGGACCCUAGGAAACGGAAAAUGGACACAUAUCCAAGGCACCCCUACACGUAUUCCAUCCUUGUCGGGCCUCUUCGAGUACGACGAAAAGACCCAAAAAGUGGUGCCGAUUCGAAUGUCCCAGAUCUCGGUCGGUAGCACUCACGCCUCCGCUGUGCUCAAAAACGUGACCUAUCUGGAUGCCUCGGAAAGGUCCUCGGAAGACGACACAAACUGGGGGUCUGAUGUUCUCUGGUGGGGAGGAAACGAAUUCUACCAGCUGGGUACGGGCAAGAGGAACAACGUGCCAAUUCCCAUGUACAUACGGCCAUUGGAUAUGGCUAGUGAAGUUGAGAUGGGGAGAAAGGAGGAGCAUAGACUGCAUUUGACACCAAUGCACGAUGUACGGUUGAAGGGGAGCGGGAGGAAAGUAAGAAUUGAGCAGCGCGUGGUGUGCGGGAGGAACGUUACGGCUGUGUACUCGGCUGUUUGA